AAUUAAAAAUUUAUUUUGUUAAGUAUUGAUAUCUAAAUGCACUCUUUCUAAAAUUAUUGUCCUUUUAGUUUUUAAUUUCUUACACAAUUUUGGUUUUCGUUCCUUCUUCCAAGUAUUUCAUGGUAUACGGUGGUGUUCCUUUUCCGACGUCUAAACGUUCUUCAGUUCAUCUCCCAACAGCUUCGCCCAACUCACAUGGAACCUCCGGCCAAAUCGUCCACUUGCCACCUGCUGGCUCUACCCUAUCCUGGAAGAGACGGUAAACCAGCCAACGUCCGUUUCUGCACGCUUCCCAACGUAAUCCCAUCCGAGCUUGCUCGAGCCAAGGACUUUCCCUCUUUCUUGGAAGCAGUGUUUACCAAGAUGGAAGAGCCGUUUGAGCAGCUCCUUGAUCUGCUCCAGUUACCAGUCACCAUCUUACUAGCUGAUACUUACAUGGAUUGGGCUGUUCGAGUGGGGAAUCGGAGGAAUUUUCCGGUGGCUUCACUUUGGACUAUGUCGGCGUCGGCGCUGUCCGUUCUUCAUCACUUCUAUCUUCUCGUGAAGAAUCAGCAUUUUCCGGUUAAUCUAUCAGGUACCAAAUAGCGUUUUAUUAGGACAAAUUAAGAUGCCCCUUAUUUCUGUUUGUCUUGGGUUAGUUUGCUAACUAUCUGUGAAAACGCCUGAAUGAAAGAUUAGAGCUAAU
This is a messenger RNA of Rubroshorea leprosula, 685 nucleotides long. Lineage: Eukaryota; Viridiplantae; Streptophyta; Magnoliopsida; Malvales; Dipterocarpaceae. The record is from the annotation of a GenBank genome assembly.